Oryza brachyantha (malo sina) is the source of this 1757-nucleotide messenger RNA. RefSeq names its product beta-ureidopropionase. The transcript has 6 exons. The coding region runs from base 132 to 1382 and encodes 416 amino acids. NCBI's taxonomy places the organism in Eukaryota, Viridiplantae, Streptophyta, Magnoliopsida, Poales, Poaceae. The record is from RefSeq and is a predicted model, not a curated record. Gene Ontology annotation, molecular function: beta-ureidopropionase activity.
AAAUACACUGCAGGAGUCCCACUCGCCUCUCUCUCUCUCUCUCUCUCCAUCUACACGAGUCCAAUAUCCCGACGAGGAGAAGGGGAGGCCGCAUCGCAUCACACGCCGCACCAACCGCCACCCGAUCGGAUAUGGAGGCCAGCAACGGCAAGCGGCCGCAGGGAGACGACGACGAGGCGCCGCCGCCGCCGCCGCCGGCGGGGUCGAUCGGUGGGUACGAGUCCCUGCACAGGCUCCUCGAGUCCAACCUCUCCCCCGACCUCUUCAAGGAAGCAAGCCGGUUGCUGCUAGGACUGAACUGUGGGCGUGCUCUUGAGGCCAUCUCACUGCCUGAAGCCACAUCUGCUCUUGCAGAAGCCCAUGAUUUUGAUGUGCAGGCCUUCCGUUUUGAUGCAGAUAAAGAGUAUCUUAGGCAACCAAGGGUUGUUCGAGUUGGCCUAAUUCAGAACUCAAUUGCUAUUCCUACCACUAGCCAUUUUGCAGAUCAAAAGAAGGCUAUCAUGGAGAAAGUCAAGCCUAUGAUCGAUGCAGCUGGCUAUUCUGGUGUUAAUAUUUUGUGUUUACAGGAAGCUUGGACUAUGCCUUUUGCCUUCUGCACACGUGAGAAAAGAUGGUGUGAAUUUGCUGAGCCUGUUGAUGGAGAAUCUACCCAGUUCCUUCAACAACUUGCUAAGAAAUAUAACAUGGUAAUUGUGAGCCCAAUCCUUGAAAGAGAUGUAAACCAUGGAGAGAUUAUGUGGAAUACAGCUGUUGUCAUUGGUAAUCAUGGGAACAUAAUUGGUAUACAUCGAAAGAAUCACAUUCCAAGAGUUGGUGAUUUCAAUGAGAGCACGUACUAUAUGGAGGGUAACACUGGGCAUCCAGUGUUUGAAACAGCUUAUGGCAAAAUAGCAAUAAACAUCUGUUAUGGAAGGCAUCAUCCCCUUAAUUGGCUUGCUUUUGGCCUCAAUGGAGCUGAGAUAGUGUUCAACCCAUCUGCAACUGUUGGUGAACUUAGCGAACCAAUGUGGCCCAUUGAGGCAAGGAAUGCUGCAAUUGCAAAUAGCUACUUUGUGGGAUCAAUUAACCGGGUUGGCACAGAGGUCUUCCCAAAUCCUUUCACUUCUGGCGAUGGGAGACCACAGCAUGCCGACUUUGGUCAUUUCUAUGGAUCCAGCCAUUUCUCUGCACCUGAUGCUUCUUGCACACCAUCACUGUCUCGCUACCGAGAUGGCUUGGUAAUAUCUGAUAUGAACCUCAACUUAUGCCGCCAGAUCAAGGACAAGUGGGGCUUCCGCAUGACUGCCCGUUACGACAUGUAUGGUUCCUUGCUUGCGAAGUACUUGGAACCAGAUUUUAAACCUCAAGUCAUUGUUGACCCGUUGAUCAAUAAGAGUGCAUAAUGCUGAAACGAUGCUUGAUCAGUGGGGGAGCGGGGACCCAAAGGGCAGCACUUAAUUCUAGAACGUUGAUCAAUAAGAGGGGUGUAAUUCUGGAAAAUGAUGUUUGAUCAACAAGGCCCAAAGGGCAGCAUUUAGUGCUGUGAUUUCUAUGGUUAGAAUUUGCAGGUUGAGGGAAUAGUCUUUUAAACUUGUGCAGUUGGAGAAAUUGUGUGUGUGUGUGUUUUAGUUUUCAUAUGUAAAGAACAAUUCGUGUACAUGUUUUCCUAGAACCGACUUGGAGUUGGAAAUAUUAAUACUCAUUUUGCUUUCUGUUGUAAUUUGCAACGCGUAUGGUAUAUAAAGAUCAUUAAAUUACUCGUUUGUCCGCACUGUUUA